Messenger RNA from Neomonachus schauinslandi (Hawaiian monk seal), 7389 nucleotides. It is a transcript of the gene CACNA1E, whose product is annotated as calcium voltage-gated channel subunit alpha1 E. Gene Ontology annotation, molecular function: calcium ion binding; high voltage-gated calcium channel activity. Bases 160 to 7092 code for a protein of 2310 amino acids. Gene Ontology annotation, biological process: calcium ion import across plasma membrane; chemical synaptic transmission. Gene Ontology annotation, cellular component: neuronal cell body; membrane; voltage-gated calcium channel complex. The transcript has 48 exons. Lineage: Eukaryota; Metazoa; Chordata; Mammalia; Carnivora; Phocidae. The record is from RefSeq and is a predicted model, not a curated record.
GCCGCCUCUUCCAAGAGCUCGCGAGGCUCCCCGGAGGCGGUGGUCCCCGCGCUCGGCUGGAUGCGGCUCUGAGUCUCCGUGUGUCUUUCUGCUUGUUGCUGUGUGCGGGUGUUCGGCCGCGAUCACCUUUGUGUGUCUUCUGUCUGUUUAAACUUCAGGAUGGCUCGCUUCGGGGAGGCGGUGGUCGGCAGGCCGGGGUCGGGCGAUGGAGACUCGGACCAGAGCAGGAACCGGCAAGGAACCCCGGUGCCGGCCUCCGGGCCGGCGGCCGCCUACAAGCAGUCGAAAGCGCAGAGGGCGCGGACUAUGGCUUUGUACAACCCCAUUCCCGUCCGGCAGAACUGUUUCACCGUCAACAGAUCCCUGUUCAUCUUCGGAGAAGAUAACAUUGUCAGGAAAUACGCCAAGAAGCUCAUCGAUUGGCCGCCAUUUGAGUACAUGAUUUUGGCCACCAUCAUUGCCAACUGCAUUGUCUUGGCCCUGGAACAGCAUCUUCCUGAGGAUGACAAGACCCCGAUGUCCCGCAGACUGGAGAAGACAGAACCGUAUUUCAUUGGGAUCUUUUGCUUUGAAGCUGGUAUCAAAAUUGUGGCCCUGGGGUUCAUCUUCCAUAAGGGCUCGUACCUCCGCAAUGGCUGGAAUGUCAUGGACUUCAUCGUGGUCCUCAGUGGCAUCCUGGCCACAGCAGGAACCCACUUCAACACACAUGUGGACCUGAGGACCCUCCGGGCUGUGCGUGUCCUGAGACCCCUGAAGCUCGUGUCAGGGAUACCUAGCCUGCAGAUUGUGCUGAAGUCCAUCAUGAAGGCCAUGGUGCCUCUUCUGCAAAUUGGUCUUCUGCUCUUCUUUGCCAUCCUGAUGUUUGCUAUCAUUGGCUUGGAGUUCUACAGUGGGAAGUUACACCGUGCAUGUUUCACGAACAAUUCAGGUAUUCUGGAAGGAUUUGACCCCCCUCACCCAUGUGGUGUUCAGGGCUGCCCAGCUGGUUAUGAGUGCCGGGACUGGAUUGGCCCCAAUGAUGGGAUCACCCAGUUUGAUAACAUCCUUUUUGCUGUGCUGACUGUCUUCCAAUGCAUCACCAUGGAAGGGUGGACCACCGUGCUGUACAAUACCAAUGAUGCCUUAGGAGCCACCUGGAACUGGCUGUACUUCAUCCCCCUCAUCAUCAUUGGAUCCUUCUUUGUUCUCAACCUAGUUCUGGGAGUGCUCUCCGGGGAAUUUGCCAAAGAGAGAGAGAGAGUGGAGAACCGGAGAGCAUUCAUGAAACUGCGGAGGCAGCAGCAGAUUGAGCGCGAGCUGAAUGGGUACCGCGCCUGGAUAGACAAAGCAGAGGAAGUCAUGCUCGCUGAAGAAAAUAAAAAUGCCGGGACGUCAGCCUUAGAAGUGCUUCGAAGGGCAACCAUCAAACGGAGCCGGACGGAGGCCAUGACUCGAGACUCCAGUGAUGAGCACUGUGUUGACAUCUCCUCUGUGGGCACACCUCUUGCCCGAGCCAGCAUCAAAAGUGCGAAGGUGGAUGGGGCCUCCUAUUUCCGGCACAAAGAAAGGCUUCUGCGCAUCUCUAUCCGCCACAUGGUUAAAUCCCAGGUGUUUUACUGGAUUGUGUUGAGCCUUGUGGCUCUCAACACUGCCUGCGUGGCCAUCGUCCAUCACAACCAGCCCCAGUGGCUCACCCAUCUCCUCUACUAUGCAGAAUUUUUGUUUCUGGGACUGUUCCUCUUGGAGAUGUCCCUGAAGAUGUAUGGCAUGGGGCCUCGACUUUAUUUUCACUCUUCAUUCAACUGUUUUGAUUUUGGGGUCACAGUGGGCAGUAUCUUUGAAGUGGUCUGGGCAAUCUUCAGACCUGGUACAUCUUUUGGAAUCAGUGUCUUGCGAGCUCUCCGGCUUCUAAGAAUAUUUAAAAUAACCAAGUAUUGGGCAUCUCUGCGAAAUUUGGUGGUCUCCUUGAUGAGUUCUAUGAAGUCUAUCAUCAGUUUGCUCUUCCUCCUCUUCCUCUUCAUCGUUGUCUUUGCUCUCCUAGGAAUGCAGCUGUUUGGAGGCAGGUUUAACUUUAAUGAUGGGACUCCUUCGGCAAACUUUGACACCUUCCCUGCAGCCAUCAUGACUGUAUUCCAGAUCCUAACAGGGGAGGACUGGAAUGAGGUGAUGUACAAUGGGAUCCGUUCCCAGGGUGGGGUCAGCUCAGGCAUGUGGUCAGCUAUCUAUUUCAUUGUGCUCACCUUGUUUGGAAACUACACACUGCUGAAUGUGUUCUUGGCCAUUGCUGUGGACAAUCUGGCCAAUGCCCAAGAGCUGACCAAGGAUGAGCAAGAAGAGGAGGAGGCUUUCAACCAGAAACAUGCAUUGCAGAAGGCCAAGGAGGUCAGCCCGAUGUCUGCACCCAACAUGCCCUCUAUCGAAAGAGACAGAAGGAGAAGACACCACAUGUCGAUGUGGGAGCCACGCAGCAGCCACCUGAGGGAGCGGAGGCGCCGGCACCACAUGUCGGUGUGGGAGCAGCGCACCAGCCAGCUGAGAAGGCACAUGCAGAUGUCCAGCCAGGAGGCCCUCAAUAAAGAGGAGGCCCCACCAAUGAACCCCCUCAACCCCCUCAACCCGCUGAGUCCCCUCAACCCACUCAAUGCCCACCCCAGCCUCUACCGGAGACCCAGGCCCAUCGAGGGCCUGGGCCUGGGCCUGGAGAAGUGUGAGGAGGAGCGCAUCAGCCGUGGGGGGUCCCUCAAGGGGGAUAGAGGGGACCUGUCAAGCGCCCUGGACGACCAGAGGAGCCCCUUGUCCCUGGGCAAGCGGGAGCCACCGUGGCUGGCCAGGCCCUGUCAUGGCAACUGUGACCCGACCCAGCCAGAGGCUGGGGGAGGGGAGACCGUGGUGACCUUCGAGGACCGCGCCAGACACAGGCAGAGCCAGCGGCGCAGCCGGCACCGUCGGGUCAGGACAGAAGGCAGGGAGCUCUCCUCCACCUCCCGGAGCAGGUCUGCCAGCCAGGAGCGGAGUCUGGAGGAGGCGGUGCCCCCCAAGGGGGAGAAGGACUGCGAGCCCAGGGGCAGCCAUGCGGCCAAGGAACCCACAAUCCAGGAAGAAGAGCGAGGCCAAAACUUAAGGAGGACCAACAGUCUGAUGGUGCCCAGAGGCUCCGGGCUGGCAGGAGCCCUCGACGAGGACAACAUGCCCCUGGUCCUGCCCCAGCUGGAGCUGGAAGUGGGGAAGGACAUGGUGCUGACUGAGCAGGAGGCGGAGGGCAGCAGUGAGCGGGCCCUGCUGGGCGACGUGCAGUUGGACAUGGGCAGGGCCAUCAGCCAGAGUGAGCCCGACCUCUCCUGUGCCACCAACAUAGACAAGGCCACCACCGCAAGCACCAGCGUCACUGUCGCCAUCCCCGACGUGGGCCCCUUGGUGGACUCAACUGUGGUUCACAUUAGCAACAAGGCUGAUGGAGAAGCCAGUCCCCUGAAGGAGGCAGAGAUCAAAGAGGAGGAGGAGGAGGUGGAGAAGAAGCAGAAGAAGGAGAAGCGUGAGACGGGCAAAGCCAUGGUGCCCCACAGCUCCAUGUUCAUCUUCAGCACCACCAACCCGAUCCGCAGGGCCUGCCACUACAUCGUGAGCCUGCGCUACUUUGAGAUGUGCAUUCUCCUGGUGAUCGCGGCCAGCAGCAUCGCCCUGGCAGCCGAGGACCCCGUCCUGACCAACUCGGAGCGCAACAAAGUCCUGAGGUAUUUUGACUAUGUUUUCACUGGCGUGUUCACCUUUGAGAUGGUCAUAAAGAUGAUAGACCAGGGCUUGAUCCUGCAGGACGGGUCCUACUUCCGAGACCUGUGGAACAUCCUGGACUUCGUGGUGGUGGUUGGCGCAUUGGUGGCCUUUGCUUUGGCGAACGCUUUGGGAACAAACAAGGGGCGAGACAUCAAGACCAUCAAAUCUCUGAGGGUCCUCCGAGUUCUUAGGCCGCUGAAGACCAUCAAGCGCUUGCCCAAGCUCAAGGCUGUCUUCGACUGUGUGGUGACCUCCUUGAAGAACGUCUUCAACAUCCUCAUUGUCUACAAGCUCUUCAUGUUCAUCUUUGCUGUCAUUGCAGUCCAGCUCUUCAAGGGAAAAUUCUUUUAUUGCACAGACAGUUCCAAAGACACAGAGAAGGAGUGCAUAGGCAACUAUGUAGAUCAUGAAAAAAACAAGAUGGAAGUUAAAGGCCGGGAAUGGAAGCGCCAUGAAUUCCACUAUGACAACAUUAUCUGGGCCCUGCUGACCCUCUUCACCGUCUCCACAGGGGAAGGAUGGCCUCAAGUCUUACAGCAUUCUGUUGAUGUGACAGAGGAAGACCGAGGACCAAGCCGCAGCAACCGCAUGGAGAUGUCCAUCUUUUACGUGGUCUACUUUGUGGUCUUCCCUUUCUUCUUUGUCAAUAUCUUUGUGGCUCUCAUCAUCAUCACCUUCCAGGAGCAAGGGGACAAGAUGAUGGAGGAGUGCAGCCUGGAGAAGAACGAGAGGGCGUGCAUCGAUUUCGCCAUCAGCGCCAAACCUCUCACCCGCUACAUGCCGCAGAACAGACACACUUUCCAAUACCGCGUGUGGCACUUCGUGGUGUCCCCGUCCUUCGAGUACACCAUCAUGGCCAUGAUCGCCUUGAACACUGUCGUGCUGAUGAUGAAGUACUACUCUGCUCCCUGUACCUAUGAACUGGCCCUGAAGUACCUGAAUAUUGCCUUCACCAUGGUGUUCUCCCUGGAAUGUGUCCUAAAGAUCAUCGCGUUCGGCUUCCUGAACUAUUUUCGAGAUACCUGGAAUAUCUUUGACUUCAUCACGGUGAUUGGCAGUAUCACAGAAAUCAUUCUGACAGACAGUAAGCUGGUGAACACCAGUGGCUUCAACAUGAGCUUUCUGAAGCUCUUCCGAGCCGCCCGCCUCAUCAAGCUUCUACGGCAGGGCUACACCAUCCGUAUUUUACUUUGGACCUUUGUGCAGUCCUUUAAGGCCCUCCCUUAUGUCUGCCUUUUGAUUGCCAUGCUUUUCUUCAUCUAUGCCAUCAUUGGGAUGCAGGUAUUUGGAAACAUAAAAUUAGAUGAGGAGAGUCACAUCAACCGGCACAACAACUUCCGGAGUUUCUUUGGGUCCCUCAUGUUACUCUUCAGGAGUGCCACAGGUGAGGCCUGGCAGGAGAUAAUGCUGUCGUGCCUCGGGGAGAAAGGCUGCGAGCCCGACACCACUGCACCUUCGGGGCAGAACGAGAAUGAGCGCUGUGGCACAGAUCUGGCCUACGUUUACUUUGUCUCCUUCAUCUUCUUCUGCUCCUUCUUGAUGCUCAACCUGUUCGUGGCCGUCAUCAUGGACAACUUUGAGUACCUGACUCGGGACUCCUCCAUCUUAGGGCCUCACCACUUGGACGAGUUUGUCCGCGUCUGGGCAGAAUAUGACAGAGCUGCAUGUGGCCGCAUCCAUUACACUGAGAUGUAUGAAAUGCUGACUCUCAUGUCACCACCGCUAGGCCUCGGCAAGAGAUGUCCCUCCAAAGUGGCAUAUAAGAGGUUGGUCCUGAUGAAUAUGCCAGUAGCCGAGGACAUGACAGUCCACUUCACCUCCACACUUAUGGCUCUGAUCCGGACAGCUCUGGACAUCAAAAUUGCCAAAGGUGGUGCAGACAGGCAGCAGCUAGACUCGGAGCUGCAAAAGGAGACCCUGGCCAUCUGGCCUCACCUGUCCCAGAAGAUGCUAGAUCUGCUUGUGCCCAUGCCCAAAGCCUCUGACCUGACUGUGGGCAAAAUCUAUGCAGCAAUGAUGAUCAUGGACUACUAUAAACAGAGUAAGGUGAAGAAGCAGAGGCAGCAGCUAGAGGAACAGAAAAAUGCACCCAUGUUCCAGCGCAUGGAGCCCUCAUCUCUGCCUCAGGAGAUCAUUGCCAAUGCCAAAGCCCUGCCCUAUCUCCAGCAGGACCCUGUUUCAGGCCUGAGUGGCCGUAGCGGGUACCCUUCGAUGAGUCCGCUCUCCCCCCAGGAAAUAUUCCAGUUGGCUUGUAUGGACCCAGCCGAUGGACAAUUCCAGGAACAGCAGUCUCUGGAGCCAGAGGUUAGUGAAUUAAAAAGCGUGCAGUCCUCUAACCAUGGCAUCUACCUUCCUUCGGACACCCAGGAGCAUACGGGAUCGGGGAGGGCAUCCUCUAUGCCACGCCUGACUAUGGAUCCCCAGGUGGUGACAGAUCCCAGCUCCAUGAGACGUUCAUUUUCCACGAUUCGGGAUAAGCGUUCAAAUUCCUCAUGGUUAGAGGAAUUCUCCAUGGAGAGAAGCAGUGAAAACACCUACAAGUCACGUCGUCGGAGUUACCACUCCUCACUGAGACUGUCAGCUCAUCGCCUGAAUUCUGACUCAGGCCACAAGUCUGACACCCACCGCUCAGGGGGCAGAGAGCGGGGACGGUCGAAAGAGCGAAAGCAUCUUCUCUCUCCCGAUGUCUCCCGCUGCAACUCAGAGGAGCGAGGGACCCAGGCCGACUGGGAGUCCCCGGAGCGCCAGCAGUCCAGGUCUCCCAGUGAGGGCCGGUCACAGACCCCCAACAGACAGGGCACAGGUUCCCUGAGUGAAAGCUCCAUCCCCUCCAUCUCUGACACCAGCACCCCAAGACGAAGUCGCCGGCAGCUCCCACCUGUUCCCCCAAAGCCGCGGCCCCUCCUUUCCUACAGCUCCCUGCUGCACCACACCGGGAGCAUCUCCCCGCCGCCGGCUGACGGAAGCGAGGGCGGCUCCCCGCUCACCUCCCAGGCGCUGGAGAGCACGGAGGCCGGCCUGGUGGAGGCUCCCGGCUCCCGGCUCGGCCAGCAGGGCCCGCACUGCUCCCCUCAGCGCUACAUCUCCGAGCCCUACCUGGCCCUGCACGAAGACUCCCACGCCUCGGACUGUGGCGAGGAGGAGACGCUCACCUUCGAAGCUGCCGUGGCCACCAGCCUGGGCCGCUCCAACACCAUUGGCUCGGCGCCGCCACUGAGGCAUGGCUGGCAGAUGCCCAACGGGCACUAUCGGCGGUGGCGGCGCGGGGGGCCUGGGCCCGGCGUCAUGUGUGGGCCUGUCAGCGACCUCCUGAGUGACACGGAAGAAGACGACAAGUGCUAGAGGCUGCUCCCCCCUCCGAUGCAUGCUCUUCUCUCCACCGAGUUGGGAAGCCAGUGCUGCCCGGGGGGGAGGAAGAUGGGAGGACACCGUGCAUCAUCAGACGAGAGGAACCAAGGGACACCAGGAAAACCAGGGGCACCUGCCCCAUUGCUUUACUUCCCUUUGCAAGAUGGGCCCUGCCCGCGUGCUGCCUCUUUGCUGGGGACAGGAAAUUUGAGAAGGUGCAGGGGGCUUCCCGUGGCAGGAGGGACAUGAGGAUGGCUUUGCUUCCCCUUGCCCCUUCCCCCUUUGCUGUCA